Messenger RNA from Hydra vulgaris (swiftwater hydra), 1281 nucleotides. RefSeq names its product piggyBac transposable element-derived protein 2-like. NCBI's taxonomy places the organism in Eukaryota, Metazoa, Cnidaria, Hydrozoa, Anthoathecata, Hydridae. The record is from RefSeq and is a predicted model, not a curated record.
AUGUACUGGGGCAAAGCAUCGCGUUUGUCACAGGUUGCAGAUGUGAUGUCACGUGACAGGUGGGUUGAACUGAAAAGUAAUCUUCACUUCAACGACAAUGGAAAUAUGCUUGCUCCAGAUGACGUUCAGAGAGAUAAAUUGUUCAAAAUACGUCCGUUGAUUGACUCUCUCUUGCCAAAGUUACAUUCACUGGAAGUUGACCAUAAGUUGUCAGUGGAUGAACAAAUUAUCCCAUUCAAGGGACAGUCGGGAAUGAAACAGUACAUUCCGAGCAAGCCCUACAAAUGGGGCUAUAAAGUGUUUAUGCUGUGUGAUGUGACUGGAAUUGUGCAUAAUUUCAUAAUAUACACUGGAAAGAUUCAGGCAGCAUCCAAUCAAGCAAACAUUGGUGCCAGUGGCAACAUUGUGCUUCAGCUGGUCGAGGUCUUGCCGCAAGAGAAGCAGUACCUGUUGUUUUUUGACAAUUGGUUUACGUCACUGAAGUUGCUGUCAGCCCUAGCUAAUAGGAACAUAUUAGCAGUUGGGACAGUUCGUGCGAAUCGUCUUCAGAAUUGCAAGAUGAUUGCUGAUGCAACUCUGAAGAAGAAAGGGCGUGGCUCAUUUGAAGAAAGAGAGGGUGUGGUCAAUGGUGUCGAAGUUCGAGUUGUCAAGUGGUUUGACAACAAGUCUGUAACACUAGCCAGUACAUUUGCUAGUGCAGAACCAGUGUCAACUGCGAGGCGGUGGGAUCGUACUACAAAGCAGCAUAUUGACGUGCCACGCCCAGAAAUCAUACAGAUCUACAACAAGUUCAUGGGAGGAGUUGAUACCCUGGAUGCCAUCAUGGCGAGGUAUCGGAUCCACUUGAAAUCAAAGAAAUAUUACCACCGCUUUUUUUUCCAUUUUGUGGACUUGGCAGUGGCAACUGGCUGGUUACUGUAUCGCCGGGAUUGUCGUGAUAUGGGAGUUGAUAAGCGUCAGCAGAAGGAUCUUAUGGCCUUCAAGCUUGAAAUAGCUGAUGCUCUUUGUCGUGAAGGCAAAGACAUGACAGCAAAGAAGCGUGGCAGACCAUCAACCAGUAUGGAGGCAGAGCUGCAGCGCAAGAAGAAGAGGGGACCUGCUAAGCCUGUGCCAACUCAGGAUGUUCGCACAGACUCUGUUGGUCACUGGCCGGCACAUGGUGUGAGGCAGAGGUGCAAGCGUCCAGGGUGCAAAGGACAAACUGUUUUUGUAUGCACUAAGUGCAAUGCAAAUCUUUGCCUUUCAAAGAAGAGUAACUGUUUUCGCCAGUUUCACGAAUAA